AUGGAUGUUAAGAAUGCUUUUCUCAAUGGCAAUCUUGAUGAAGAAGUUUAUAUGCAUCCCCCACCUGGAUACUCUCAUAAUUCAAAACAAGUUUGUUUACUUCAGCGUGCGUUAUAUGGACUUAAACAAGCGCCUCGUGCAUGGUUUGCGAAAUUCAGCUCCACGAUUGCGCAGUUUGGUUUCACCUCUAGUCCUCAUGAUUCUGCUUUGUUUGUUCGCCAUACUAACAAGAGUGUUGUUUUCUUGUUACUCUAUGUAGAUGAUAUGAUUAUUACAGGUGAUGAUUCCAUGGUUAUUUUUGAUGUCCAACGUUAUCUUAAUCAACACUUUGAAAUGAAGGAUUUGGGACCUCUUAGCUAUUUUCUAGGUCUUGAAGUUUCUUCCACUUCUAAUGGCUACUAUUUAUCUCAAGCUAAAUAUGCUGCUGAUCUACUCUCAGGGCUGACUAAUUUGAACCUUGUUCCUAAGAAAGUCUUUUAUGUGCUAACAUCUAAAAAAAUCCCUAAAACCCUAUUUCUUAAACCAGCAUUUCACAGAACGACGAAUCUCCAAUCUCCUCUCUGUCCCAACUACGACGACGACGCCUCUCGCCCCCCCCUCCCCACCCGCGAAUCUGCGACGAAGCAAGCAGAAGACGACAAAGUCUGCGACGACGCUGCCUCCCUCCCUCUCCUGCGAAUCUGCAAAUCUGGAAACCCUAACACCAUGAGAAGAGCUCUUGUUCUCUGCUCUCGCAAUCUCUCUCGCAACAUUGAAUGCCCUAAUCAGAUCAGCUUUAGGAGGAAUAGUAUACUCAAUACUCCACUUUACAAUCCUCUCACUUCUAAGUUUAGGUUUUUCUCAUCAUCUGAAAAUGAAGGUUCAUCCAUCCCUAACAAGCUUGAACCUGCCCGCCAGCCAGAGGAAACCAGCUCAACUCAACUUAAGAACAGUCAGCUUCCGGUUGAGGUUGAAGAUGUCAACAACAAAGAGCUAAAAGGGUUGCUACUGGACUACUUUGAUGGUGAUAAGAAGGAUGUUCUUCCCAAUAUCGUUGAAGCAAUUAUGAAGAGAAGAUUAAGCGGAAAGCAUGAUGACACAGAUGAUGAGUUAUUGGAGGACUUCCGGAUGAAACGAAUGGAGCCUUUGGAUAGUGUCGAUGAUGAAGAAUUUGAGGAAGGUUUUGAGGAUGCUCACUCAACUGAUGAAGAGAUUGAUAAUUUGUAUGAUGCACCAGAAAUUGUGAAGAAGAGAAUGGCACAUGAUGAGUAUUUCAACAUGGAUGACAAAAAGUGGGAUGAUAUGAUUAGUGAGGCUAUUGCUCAUGGGCAUCUCAAGGAUACCAAGGAGUGUGAAGAAAUCUUAGAGGACAUGCUUCAGUGGGAUAAGCUUCUACCUGAUGAGAUUAAGGAGAAGGUGGCUAAAAGACUUGAUGAGAUAUCUGACAUGGUUGAAAAAGGUGAGCUUGAAGCUGAAGAAGGUUAUGCAUUGUUCAAGGAAUUUGAGGAUCAAAUGGUUCUGGAAUGUGGUAAACUCAUGGAGAAGGAACCUUUGGAAUUUGAUGAGUCUACCGUUGCUGAUAAUAAAAAGGAUGUGGAUGACCCACCUGGUGAGGGGCCAAUCCUUAGGUGGCAAACUAGGGUAGUUUUUGCUCCAGGUGGUGAUGCAUGGCACCCAAAAAAUAGAAAGGUGAAAUUGGCUGUUACAGUCAAAGAACUUGGCCUAUCUAAACAUCAAUUUCGCCGUUUGAGAGAAUUGGUUGGAAAACGUUACCAUCCUGGGAGAGAUGAACUUACCAUCACAAGUGAAAGGUUUGAGGAUCGUGAGGAGAAUAGAAAGGAUUGCCUUAGGACUCUAUUAUCUUUGAUUGAGGAGGCUGGAAAAGCAAAUAAAAUUGUGGAGGAUGCUCGCACUGCGUAUGCCAAGCAGAGACUUAAAGCAAAUCCAAAAUUCAUGGCAAGGUUACAUGCAAAGACUGCUAAGAUGAGAGAAUCUACUACCCCCUUGCCUGCAUGAUACGUCUACAGAUGAUGUACCCUGGAAAUAUCUAAAAACUCAAGCUGAAAAAAUGACACCAAGUAAUGCAUCUUCCGGGUUUGAAUUUGAGAAUGAUUUGGUUUUUGUUUAUCAAGAGAACUCUGGUGUUCACCCUGGAAAUUCCAAGACUGAUUACUUGGCAUGGAUUAAAGUGGAGAAAAAAAAAUAAUAAAAAUAAUUAGUGUAGCUGGAAAACAUUGCUAUUUUGCUUUACUUCGUUUUUGGCUCUGUAGUUUUGGCAAUUGUUUUUGUCAGGUCAGGUUAGUUAAUGAAAUGUUGAGAUGUGAUGCUGAAUACUGUCAGCAAUCAAGUAUAUUACCAUUGACAUCUCAUAGGUGGUUUUUAUUUUCAAUUCUUAGGGUGUUUUUGAUUCAUGGGUUAGACACAAGGAAUCAAAAUGAAAGUCAUACGGAUUGUUUGGUUCACAA
Ipomoea nil (Japanese morning glory) is the source of this 2444-nucleotide messenger RNA. RefSeq lists its product as uncharacterized. The record is from RefSeq and is a predicted model, not a curated record. NCBI's taxonomy places the organism in Eukaryota, Viridiplantae, Streptophyta, Magnoliopsida, Solanales, Convolvulaceae. Gene Ontology annotation, biological process: mitochondrial translation. Gene Ontology annotation, molecular function: structural constituent of ribosome. Bases 1 to 1995 code for a protein of 664 amino acids. The transcript is spliced from 7 exons. Gene Ontology annotation, cellular component: mitochondrial small ribosomal subunit.